This is a messenger RNA of Telopea speciosissima, 2412 nucleotides long. Its product is annotated as neurofilament heavy polypeptide-like. The transcript has 3 exons. Gene Ontology annotation, molecular function: calmodulin binding. The record is from RefSeq and is a predicted model, not a curated record. Lineage: Eukaryota; Viridiplantae; Streptophyta; Magnoliopsida; Proteales; Proteaceae. The coding region runs from base 338 to 2233 and encodes 631 amino acids.
UCUCUCUUCCCAGAGAUCGGAGAUUCCAAUGAUAUCCUAUUUUAGUUAAAUCUCUGUAACAACCACGCAAUCUCAUGCACUUCUUCCAAUGGAAAAGACUAGAAAGGACCCAAAAUCCAAAACUGCUGAUAUACUAGCUUGCACGAUCUCUACAGCAAAAGCGGGUUUCUCUUUGAGGCCUCACCUGACUUGGCUGACCUGCUUUUGCUUUUCCUUCACUUUCCGGUGAAGAGAGAGUUGCAGAAAGGUUGGACAUCUUUCAAAGAUUUUACAUCUCAAAUAAUCUGUACUUGAUUUAAAGUUGAAAUAAAUCUUGUAUUUUCUCCAUUCUUAAUAAAUGGCUGAGGAGAGGAACGAUAUCCUGGUAACCCCAGCAAGAACUAUGUCAGCAGAUAGUAGUUUGAGGAACUCAACAGGAAAAACCAGUACAUCAAGCAGUAGAGAAAAGAUCAUUCCUCCUCAUUAUCUCAGAGCUUCCACUGGUUCCUGCCAUGAUUUCUGUAAAUAUGGUAGGCAACAUGCUUUUGAAGCCAAGGGAAAACGUCGCAUUCCGAAAAGAGUUAGAACUAUUGUGACUGAAGGCGUUUAUUCAUUAAAUACUGAAAGAAAGAAGAAACCCUCUGUCAAGCUUAGGCCUUUUCUUGAUUCGAAAACCCAGUUCCCCAACAUUUCUGAAAUAAUCAAGCAAGUUUCAUCAUCUGUCAAGAAAAGAGAGGCCUCUUCAAAACAAGUUCUGUUACUGCCCAAGAAAAUAGGGGUCUCUCCCAGACAAGCUUCUCCAUCUGCCAAGACUAUAGUGGUCUCUCCAAAACAAGCUGUGCCACCUGACAAGGAAAUAGAGGUCUCUCCACAACAAGCUGUGUCACCUGUCAAGAAAAUAAAGGUCUCUCCAAAACAAGCUGUGUCACCUGCCAAAAAAAUUGAGAUCUCUCCAAAACAAGCUCUGUCAUCUGCCAGGAAAAUAGAGAUUUCUCCAAAACAAGUUCAGUCAUCUGCCAGGAGAAUAGGGAUCUCUCCAAAACAAGUCCUGUCAUCCGCCAGGAAAAUAGAGACCUCUCCAAAACAACCUCUGUCACCUGCAAAGAAAUUAGAAGCCUCUACAAAACAAACUUCUUUUCCUGCCAAGAGAGAUAAUUCAUCCCCAAAACCUGGUAGUCCUUUGAAACCAAAUUCUAUAGCGGCAAAGCCAUCUCCCCCCUCAGGUCUUUUAGGUGGUAUGGGAGGUAAAAGAAACAGUGACCUCAAGAUAGUGAAGAAAAUGGCUACUUCCAAAAUAGAUGAAAAGAAAGCAUUGAGGCCACUCAUAGCUUCUGUUUCCCAUAAACCUUCUGUCGGCGGAGUACCGAGCUUAAAUACAAGGACGUACAAAAUAGAUGAAAAGAAAGCAUUGAGGCCGCCAAAAGCUACUGUUUCCCCAAAACCAUCUGUCAGCAGAGUUCUGAGCUUAAAUGCAAGGAAGUAUAAGAACGUAAAACCAGUUUCAUCUCUGAAGAGUCAGAACAAGGUUAAGAAGGCUGAACCCAAGCUGCCCGACCCAGUCAAAGAGAAGACCUUGUAUGUCAUUGAACAGCCUGAAAGCAAAAGCUUGGAACUGGCCCCAAAUGGAACUCAUAUUACUCAAUCAUCUCCAUCUCCGUCUUCAUCAGCAUUGUCAUCAUCAUUAGAUUCCUCAUCUUCUCAGUCCUCUCCAUUGCUGUAUCCACAUGUGGAGGAAGAUAACGAGGAAUCAGAGUCUAUGCUUAGUGAAGCAGUUGACUCCAUUUCUGAAUAUGACGAGACCGAAGAAGAGAACCAAGUCGAGACUUUGAACAUGGAAGAUAAAAAGUUUGGAAGGGGAGCUGUUCACUCUGAAACUACAGAUUGCCCACCCCGAAAGUUAACAUUCAGGAGAGGAAGUGUAGUUAACAUUCAAACUGAGAACAAUGGCCCAAGAAGACUUAAAUUCAGGCAAGGAAGAUUGCUAGGGGAGAAUGAUGGUAAAGGUGGAAUUGGAAGGAGAAGCUUCAGAAGGAGGAGAGAUGGUGACACAGAUGGUACUAGACCUGAAUCUGAAAAGGUAGUUCUGAGACACCAGGAUGUGCAGGGAAAGAAGAAUGCUCAAGGUUUGUUUAAUAAUGUUAUUGAAGAGACUGCAAGUAAACUUGUUGAGACCAGGAAGAGCAAGGUUAAAGCAUUGGUGGGUGCAUUCGAAACUGUAAUCUCCCUACAAGAGAGCAAGCCUUCUACUUGUUGAGUUUGAAAUGUUGUUUCCCUCUUCUACCAUAAUGUGGUUUUGUAAAGAAUAAAUUUAAAAAAAUUAAUUUGACAGUGGAAUGAAUCUUACAAUUUUGUGUAAGCUGCAUGGGGUUAAUGAAGAGAGUUCAACCAAAGUGAGGAAGCUUAAUACAAAAUUGAAGGAUUUUCUUGUUUGUA